AUGUCCGCCCUAGACCCCCGAGACGCGCCGACCCCCGUUACACCUGGGCAAACUCGAUCAGAGACGCCCAAUGAGGGGGACGAGGCUGAGCGGCAAGUGACGUCGGCUGCCGUCGAAUCAACAGCGCAAACACAGCAUGCGACUUCAACCACGGAUAGUGUAGGAAGCGCUCCGUUGGAAGAUAUGAGAGAAGGAACCUGGAACGCAUCAGAAGCCGAAACUCAAAGGCUAUCGGACAUGCCACCGGCGAUGGAUACUCCACGCACUGCGUCUGAGAAAGACGCCGCCCCGUCAGAGCAGAUGGGGGCGCUCUCAAUAGCAAACGACAAAACGGAGCAGAAAUACGUAUCCGACAUGGGUGCGACCCCGCCCCCUCCCCCGGAGAAGGACGAGCCCUACACCAACCGUACCGGUACUACCGAGUGGACGGAGAAAGAGCUGCCAGAAGUGCCGAGCGGCGAUGAAAAGAAGGUGGAUAACGGCAAAGGGCGCGCGAAGGAUGAUGAUUCUCAGUCGGAAAUCCAGAGCAUCAUGGGCCAGUUCGCGGAAGCUACCCAGGAUGGGGUUCAGGAGCAGGUUUUGUCCCCCCGGAUGGAAUUGGCUGAGCAGUUUCUUGGGGCCCAGAGUCAUUUCCCACCGAGGAAAUCAAGCUUGGAUCAUGGGAUGGCCGCCGGCACCAAUCAGCAAACCCCCAAAGCUGGGUCUGCGUCUUCGUCUACCCUCGAAAAACAGCCUGGAACGAUUGCCAAAACCCUCCAUAGAAAUUCCACUGCAGAGGAAUUUACCUUGACUCGGCGUUCCUCGACAUCAACGAUUCCUCCACCUCCUGAACCUGAGCCCGACCAACCAUUCGAUUUCCACCGCUUCCUCGAACAAUUACGGCAUCGCACCGCCGACCCUGUCGCUAAAUUCCUACGAUCUUUCCUCCACGAAUUUGGGAAACGUCAGUGGAUGGUACACGAGCAGGUCAAGAUUAUUAGUGACUUUCUCGCUUUUAUAACGAAUAAGAUGGCAGCUUGCGAAGUAUGGCGAGACGUAUCAGACAGCGAAUUCGACAACGCGAAGGAGGGCAUGGAGAAGCUCGUGAUGAAUAGACUCUACUCCCAGACCUUCUCACCUACAAUACCAAGUCCCCCAUCGAUUCCGCGGAGCGCGAGCAGAAGCAAGCGGCGUGAGAUGGAGAGAUUGCAUGGACCGUGGAGGAAAGGUCAACACCAGGAAGAUGUUGAGCGGGACGAAGUAUUAGCGCAAAAGAUGCGGAUCUACAGCUGGGUGAAGGAAGAGCAUCUUGAUAUCGCACCUGUGAGCUCGUCCGGCCGCCGAUUUCUGAACCUUGCUCAGCAGGAACUGCUGAAAAUCAAUGGCUAUCGGGCGCCUCGCGACAAAGUCAUCUGCAUUCUCAACUGCUGCAAGGUCAUAUUUGGUCUAUUGCGGAAUGCAAAGAAAUCCGACACUUCGGCAGAUUCGUUCAUACCACUUUUAAUCUACGUCGUACUCCAGGCCAACCCGGAGCACCUGGUGUCCAAUAUACAGUAUAUCCUCCGGUUCCGUAAUCAGGAAAAGCUUGGUGGAGAGGCUGGCUACUACCUAUCUUCUCUGUCCGGGGCCAUCCAAUUUAUCGAAACACUAGACCGGACCAGCCUGACCGUCAGUGACGAAGAAUUUGAGAAAAACGUCGAGGCCGCUGUAUCAGCUAUCGCCGAGCAGCACCGUGCAUCCGAAGCGUCAGAUCCAAGGACGUCAACCGAGAGCGCACCUAGGCCAUCGCGCAAAUCCGCCGAUGUACCGCGCAACAAUCCCAGUCGAAGGGACCAGUCACAAUCUAGGGAGGAAGAUAGUGCACCAGUAGCGGGCUUAUUGCGAACGAUCCAAAAACCAUUAUCUACCAUAGGGAGGAUGUUUUCGGAUGAAACAGAACCUCCGCAAGACACGACACCUCGUCCUGAAAUCUCACGGCGGCUCACGCCUAACGUAUACCAACCACCCCGUGCCAGUGGCGAAGAGGUCCGGCGAUCUAGUGAAAGGUCCCGGUCACGUACCGCACAGCCUUCACCUUCACGAAGGCUUGAUGCUCAAGAUGCGGCUGCCCGCCAGGCCAGCGCUGAGGAUGCGCAGGCCCGACGGAUUCAGCGCGCCGAGCAUAACAACGUAGUUGAGACGCUCGCGAAUAUGUUUCCCAACCUUGACCGUGACGUGAUUGACGAUGUGGUCAAGAUGAAGGAGGGAAGGGUUGGAUUGGCGGUAGAUGCGUGUCUUGCACUCAGCGGGGGUUAA
Messenger RNA from Aspergillus mulundensis, 2274 nucleotides. Its product is annotated as guanine nucleotide exchange factor VPS9. The transcript is spliced from 5 exons. Gene Ontology annotation, molecular function: guanyl-nucleotide exchange factor activity; ubiquitin binding; small GTPase binding. Gene Ontology annotation, cellular component: cytosol; endocytic vesicle. The coding region runs from base 1 to 2274 and encodes 757 amino acids. NCBI's taxonomy places the organism in Eukaryota, Fungi, Ascomycota, Eurotiomycetes, Eurotiales, Aspergillaceae. The record is from RefSeq and is a predicted model, not a curated record. Gene Ontology annotation, biological process: vesicle-mediated transport.